This is a messenger RNA of Peromyscus californicus insignis, 1614 nucleotides long. RefSeq names its product olfactory receptor 10K2-like. Gene Ontology annotation, molecular function: olfactory receptor activity; G protein-coupled receptor activity. The record is from RefSeq and is a predicted model, not a curated record. The coding region runs from base 353 to 1297 and encodes 314 amino acids. NCBI's taxonomy places the organism in Eukaryota, Metazoa, Chordata, Mammalia, Rodentia, Cricetidae. The transcript has a single exon. Gene Ontology annotation, biological process: G protein-coupled receptor signaling pathway. Gene Ontology annotation, cellular component: membrane.
AGAGUUCCCAGAGAGUGUGUGGACGCAAGUCAGCCAGAUGGACGAGUGCUACCAUGCCCAAGGAUCCAAACACGGGCCUUAUUAACAGAAUGAAUAUAGAAGCACAAUUUAGUCAUAAACUUAAGAACGUUGGGGCUGUGUCACCAGAACUCCUGUGAAGACGAUUCUGAUAGACAACAGCUUGAUUGUGAAUUUCCCUUUUGUGGAACAGGAAGGCGAAGGAAUGGCAGGUUAGAAGUAAAGCCUGGAGGCACGUGCAGUGCCCCGACCCAUCUCCCGUGCUUCUGCUGACGUGUAAGGAUGUCUUUCCUCCCGACCCGGCCCGGGACUGCACUCUGAUGGCAGGUCCUCCAUGGAGUGUGUAAACCAGACCGUGGUGAAGGAGUUUGUCUUCCUCAGCUUCUCGGCUCUGGCUGAGCUGCAGCUGCUGCUCUUCGUUAUCUUCCUGCUCCUCUAUUUGUUCACUCUGAGCACCAAUGCCGUGAUUCUCUCCACCAUUGUGCUAGACAGAGCCCUCCACACCCCCAUGUACUUCUUCCUUUCUGUCCUCUCCUGUUCGGAGACCUGCUAUACCUUUGUGAUCGUGCCCAAGAUGCUGGUUGACUUGCUGGCUCGGAAGAAGAGCAUCUCGUUCCUCGGCUGUGCGGUCCAAAUGUUCGCCUUCCUCUUCCUUGGCUGUUCCCACUCUUUCCUGCUGGCAGCCAUGGGUUAUGAUCGCUACGUGGCCAUUUGCCACCCUCUGCGCUACACGGUGCUCAUGGGACACAGAGUGUGUGCAGGGCUAGUAGCUGCUGCCUGUGUCUGCGGCUUCACCGUGGCACAGAUUAUCACAUCCUUGGUGUUUCACCUGCCCUUCCAGUCUUCCAACCAACUCCGUCACUUUUUCUGUGACAUCUCCCCUGUCCUCAAGGCGACUUGCCCCCACGCCCACUUCACUCAGAUCGCCAUCUUCCUGCUCUGUGCCUUGGUCCUGGUUAUCCCUCUGUUGUUGAUCCUGACGUCCUACAUUCACAUCAUUUCUGCCAUCCUCCAGUUCCCUUCCACGUUAGGCAGGUACAAAGCAUUUUCCACCUGUGCGUCUCACCUCGUUGUUGUCAUAGUCCACUACGGAUGUGCCUCCUUUAUCUACCUCAGGCCCAAGUCCAGCUACUCCUCAAGCCAGGACGCUCUGAUAUCCGUAUCCUACACUAUCCUAACUCCAUUGUUCAACCCAGUGAUCUACAGCUUAAGAAACAAAGAGUUCAAAUCAGCUCUCCACAGAGUUAUAGGAAGAGCAGUUACCCUAAGACAAUGCUAAUUUGUAUCCUGCCUUUUUUCAAAUAACUAAGAGCAAUGGACACAGAGGGAAAUUCUCAAGAUGGAAAUAACUAAGCAAUUGAGCACUGUGCUCAGAAAUAGAGAAUGUUUUUCCCUCAUUCCAAUACAGACUUCAGAAACACACAAUUUCUUGCCUUGGUGACAUGAAUUAUUGUCCACUAAAGAAUACUACAUGGAGUCAGUGUUGUGGCUAGUCUCAACUGUCAAUUCAAAUAGGAUCUAGAAUCAGCUAAGACACAUACUUCUGGGCAGAUGUGUGAAAACAUUUCCAGAAGGGAUUAGCUGAGGGGGAGAGCU